Messenger RNA from Toxotes jaculatrix (banded archerfish), 2561 nucleotides. Its product is annotated as calcium-binding and coiled-coil domain-containing protein 1-like. The record is from RefSeq and is a predicted model, not a curated record. The coding region runs from base 126 to 1838 and encodes 570 amino acids. Lineage: Eukaryota; Metazoa; Chordata; Actinopteri; Toxotidae. The transcript has 14 exons.
GUGAAACUCUUGCACCUGACAGGAUUCCUCAUCACUGUCUACAGACUGAUGCACAGCUCUGUCCUUCAUGAGAUAGCAGAAAAGACAUCACGUUCAUUUCUCAUAAGAAGAAGCUUCCUAUUACCAUGGACAAACAGUCCACAGUGGUGUUUCGAAAUGUGGGGCAACUGUACUUCCCCCAAACCAGAGUGGAGUGCCACUACAGCCUGACCUCUGACCAUCAGUGGAGCAGCAAUGACUGGAUAGGGAUUUUUGAGAUGGGCUGGUCUUCAGUGAAACAGUAUUACACAUACACAUGGGCUCUUGCUCCUGAGGGCUACACUGAGGGAACCAGUGUAAACUGCUGUGCACUUUUCCACGCAUGUUACCUGCCCCGUCCCAGUGCCAUGGAGUACCAGUUUGUGUACGUGGAUAAGAUGGGACAGGUGUGUGCCUGCAGUCGACCCUUCACUUUCUGUGCUCCCAAGCCACUAGAUGAGCUGGAGACUCUGAGAGAGGAACGAGAUGAGGAGGACGGAGAGGAGGAGCUGCUUCUGGUCAUCCCCAGGGCCCAGCUGCUGCAGAGUCAAUUGGAAGAAUGCUUAAAAAAACAAGCCAAUUUAGAGCGGGCUGUGGACGUGGCAAAAAAGGAGACAGAGAAUGAGAAAGAGAACAGAAAAAAAGCUAGGAUGGAGUGGGAGAGUGAAAGAGAAGCAAUGAAGGGAGAGAUCUCAGAGCUUAGACACAGCCUGAGACACAACUGUGACUUGUUGAAGAAGAUGGAAGGAAAACACAAGGAUGUGAAGUACAGUCAGGAGAGUCUGACCUCUGAGCUGAGUAAGCUCAUGGCUGACAAGGCUGAGAGUCAGCAGCAAAUCAGAGACCUGGAGGACGAUGUCAAAGUUCUGACUGACAGGGAGAAAGAGGGUAACACGGAGCUGGAAAGGCUGAGGGAAAGAUUGAAGAAAAUGUCCAGUCAAAUGAAGCAUGAUGAGGAAAAGAGAAAGUCUAUACAGGUGGAGAACGAGGCUUGUAUGACGGAGGUACGAGGGCUGCAGGAGCGUCUGGAUGUCAGUGAGCAAGUAAACGAGAGCCUGCGCAGAGAGCUGAGGGAGCUGGGCACCCGUCACACCCAUACCCACACCGAGCUGCACCAAGCCAGGCUUCAAGUGGCCCAGCUCACACUACAGCUGUCUGAGGAGAACCUGGUCUUCAGGGAGGAGCACGCCAACUGGGCUCUAGAGAGAGAGGCUUAUAAACAAGCAGCAGAAACUGAUAAAAAGAAAUUGCAAGAGCUGAGCUGUGAGUUGCAGAGGAAGGAGGACUGGUUCCAGGAGGAGAGGAUGGAGAGGGAGAAACUAGAAGUAGAGCUCAGAAGAGAGAGAGACUGCAGUCGAGUGCUGCUGAGUGACGCCAAGCGAGAGCUACAGGAGCUGAAGGCCAGUCUGAGGAAAGCCCAGACAGAGAGGGAGGAGCAGCAGCUUGAGAAACAGGACCUGGUGAACUACAUCCAUCAGUUAGAGGAAAGGUUGGGGAUUGUGCCAGAAAUGAAAUCAAAAGGAGAAAUUCCCACAUCUGUCUCUCCUGACUCUUCCUCUGAGGAUGACGAGGAUGCUUCCUCAGCUUCUCCCAGAUCAAUCUGUUCGCCUCUUUUCCUGUCCACUCACCUGGAACGGUCCGAUAGAGCUGAGACACAGGCAGAGACCCAUAUCCCAAGGGAAGAAGACACGCCAUCCUCUGACGCACAGUAUGAGAAGAGGCAAAGGUGUAAGCCCCGAGCUGGUGAAGGGAAGCCACAGAUCCUACCAGAGCUCAUUGACCGCGUCCUGAGUGAUCUGGCUGACUCCCCCAUGUGGUAACACAAAGAAGGAUGGCUGGACGGCAGGUUGCUUGUUUACCACUGCAAUGCACGUUCAUAAGAAAACCUGGUAAACUUUUGUGAUCAUUCUGUUGUUGUUCUGUAGCUGUUCAUGUAGAAACCGGCCUUCACAAAGGUCACAGCAUAGAGCCUAUACCUCGUGAGUGCCUGAAUUCUCAGAAAACAUGGCACAAUGUGUAAGUCUUAAGUGUCCAGAAUUGUGUUUGUUAGUGUGGACAGUGAUGUUGUCACUGGUUUAGGAUUAGUAAAAUUUGGGAUAAACAUGAAGUGCUAAUAACAUAUUUUCUGUCUGCAUAUGCUUCUCGUCUUCAUCUUCUUCAUGCAGAUGUUGAUUAUCCAGGAAUAUCUGUAGAAACCUUACUGUGUUUGUAAUUCCCUGAUUUUCUGGCUUUUUUACUGAAUGAAAAUGUGGAUGUGUUGUAACUGGUGUGAGGAAAAUUGAGAAAUGAUGCAAUGAUCAGCGUGAAUUUAACGCAUUACAUCUUGUUUUCAUAUCAGCCCCUAACCUCUGCAUGUGCGUGUGAAUCCUGAAACCAUGUCACCAUGUGUGGGUGUGUGCUGCAGAUGUGUGAAAUGAUCUGUUGUAGCUUGUUGUGCCGAAUGUCAAGUUGGAUUAACAUGAAGGUUUAUUUAUGAUACUUUUCUCUAUUGAUCUGAGCUUCUGUUGGAAAGGUGGGGGUCUUUAAUAAAAUAUGAUAAUAAA